CAGAAUGUAACUGAUGUUACAUUAGGAAGUUACAUUUGGGACUCAAUUGCUACAAGAUUCCAAAAUGAAGGAUGUCGACUCAGACUGUGAAGAGACUGAACUCGAUACUCUGGUCCCACAGCCAGGAUCAGCAAGACCCAAUGGCUCUCCAGACCCAACUGACGAAUUCUUCCAAACGACACGUGGGAUCCGUGAAGCCUUGAGGACUCUGGGAAGCAAAGUAAAAGAUCUAGAGAAACAUCAAACUACCAUUUUGGCCACACCCCUCCCUGAGGAUAGCAUGAAGCAAGACCUGCAAAAGCUACGUGAGGAAAUCAAGGAGCUGGCAAAAGACAUUCGGACCCGCCUGAAAAGAAUUGAGCCCAAGAAGGAUAGGGAAGAUGAGAACAAAAACUCCAUCAACGUUCGUAUGAAGAGAACCCAGCAUGGGAUCCUGUCCCAACAGUUCUUAGAUCUGAUCAACCAGUGCAAUGCAAUACAGUCUGACUACCGAGACAAGAAUCUGGAGCGCAUCAGGAGACAGCUGCAGAUCACUAACAGCGGGGCAGUUUCCGAUGAAGAGCUGGACCAGAUGCUGGAGAGUGGUCAGACGGAGGUGUUUGUUUCCAAUAUCAUGAAGGACACGCAAGUGACGAAGCAGGCUCUGAACGAAAUCGAGACACGGCACAGUGAAAUCCUCAAGCUGGAGCGCAGCAUCCAGGAACUCCACGAAAUGUUCCUGUACCUGGCCACUGAAGUGGAGCUGCAGGGAGAGAUGAUUGACAGGAUAGAGAAGAACAUCCUGGAUUCAGAGGACUAUGUCAAGAAAGGGCAGGUCCACCUUCACAUGGCUCAAGAGAACCAAAAGAAAGCUCGCAAGAAGAAGUUCAUGAUUGCCAUCUGCCUGACAGUCACGGCGCUCAUCAUCAUCGUCAUCAUUGGUGUAUCCAUUGCAGUUGGCUAGGAGGGCUCCCAGUUCUGCCUCUCCCUUCGUGCUGCGUUGCUGGAGCCCGAUGGGCUCCAUCUUUGGCUUCAUCAUGUUUCUGGAACAUCUGCCCUCUCCUGGGAGGCCUUUGCACUGAUAGAUGGCUGGUGGAGAUGCAUCCUGCCUUUUGCCCAGUACUGAAAGCACAUGCUGCCUAUGGCUGCCUCCUUUCCUGUUGCCCAGAAACAAGAAGCCCCUGAUUUCCCUGCAUCCAAAACUGUUUCCAGAUGCCUAUAACUCUCAAGAUCCAUUCUAGAGCAGAGUCUCUGCUGUGUUUAUUUUGGACUUCCUAGUUUAUUUUGUUUCGUGGCUUGUGUUUGGGUCCUGUGUUUCUCCCCCAAUGCAUUCUGUGGCCGUGACCCAUUCACAAGCAAAUGGUCAGUUCCUGUCUUGGCCUCCUCCUUAGCAGUAUCCUCCCUUGCAAUGAAUUCUAGACAGCUCCUCGUCUUGAGGAACCCCAAUUCUCCCAUUCUGAUCAUGACAGCUGUGAGUUUUCCUAACCCUUUUUAUACUUCCUGCCUUCUAAAAUCUCCUCUGCCUGCCGUAGUUCUUUAUUAUGCAUCUCGCUACAAGCCAUGUCAGUUUUUUAAAGCUUCCCCCUUAUCACACAGUAUAUUGUACAUCUUUACAAGGCGACAGGUGGAUAUUGUACAGACCUUGGUGGUGGUAUGUCUGGUCCUUCAUACCCACAGACUCAACCCUGUUAGAUGUGCCUAUGAGGGAAGCAGCAUGCAGCUCUGUUAAUUUUUUCUAACCUACUGCCUUCAUCCUGACCUUGUUUGUUGGAUUUUUGGGGCCUGUUCCAGCUGAAGCAAAGGGCAGCAAACCAAGACCUCCGGGUUCACAUGGCUAAAAUGCCUUCUAUUGGUUUUUACCAAACUGUUUGCCCUCCUGCUUUCAGUCGACACUUUUCCCAUGCCUCCUUCAUUUGUGUGGCCCUCCUCCCAGCCGCCAUGUCCCUGGUGCCUUAGAGGUUGUGUGCUCACACCCCUUCUGAGCCCUGUGUAUUAUCUUCAUCUUUUCUUUGGAUCUCUUUUCUCUCUUUGUACAAUGAAGUGAGAGAUAAUCCCAGUGCCAACCUAAAAAAGUAUUGGGACAAAACCACACAAACUCCCUCAGGAAACCCGACCACAGGCCUCGGAAUUAGCCAACUGGAAAACUUCACCCAAGGGGCUGGGGGGAAUCAAGAUCUUGAAAGGAGGGUUAUAGGAAGGAGUAGGAGUCAGAGCCCCUUGGGUUUGUCUGUCUGCAAAUCUAGCUGAAUUGGGUUGGGAAAUCAUGGAGAAAAUGGAAGCCAGGACUUUUUGGCCUUGUUCUUGAAAAUUUGAUAUUUUUCUACUUUGGAAAAAAAGAGGACUUGUCCAGAUCAAAGCAUUUAGCAAACUGUUCCAGUUGCCUUGGAGAUUGAAUGUAAAGAAAAGAGAAGCAGCCUGCCUCAAAAUUAUUUUGUAAUAUAAAAAUAAAAGCACUUUUUAGAAUGUC
This is a messenger RNA of Lacerta agilis (Sand lizard), 2446 nucleotides long. RefSeq names its product syntaxin 4 (gene STX4). The transcript has 11 exons. Gene Ontology annotation, molecular function: SNAP receptor activity; SNARE binding. The record is from RefSeq and is a predicted model, not a curated record. Gene Ontology annotation, cellular component: plasma membrane; SNARE complex; endomembrane system. NCBI's taxonomy places the organism in Eukaryota, Metazoa, Chordata, Lepidosauria, Squamata, Lacertidae. The coding region runs from base 65 to 943 and encodes 292 amino acids. Gene Ontology annotation, biological process: vesicle fusion; intracellular protein transport; exocytosis.